Molecule: messenger RNA, 1975 nt
Organism: Dermochelys coriacea (leatherback sea turtle)
Lineage: Eukaryota; Metazoa; Chordata; Testudines; Dermochelyidae
Gene: CIAO3
Product: cytosolic iron-sulfur assembly component 3
Exons: 11
Coding region: 274-1704 (476 amino acids)
Biological process (GO): iron-sulfur cluster assembly
Cellular component (GO): cytosolic [4Fe-4S] assembly targeting complex
Molecular function (GO): 4 iron, 4 sulfur cluster binding
Source: RefSeq, a predicted model, not a curated record
GCCCCAAUCCGGCCAGGACCCCAUGACGGGCCUACCCAAGUAGGUGCUGCACCCCCCUGCCUGAGCUCGAGGACUCAGACUGCAGACAGGCGGCGCCCGCAUGCGCACUACCUGUUUUGAGGGGUGACUUGAGACGCCCACGCAUGCGCCCAUCUGCUCCUUUUGCGCCAUUGAGGCUCCCCUCCGGCGGCCGUCGCGGUUUCCGGCAGCGUGGCAUCUCGCUGUUAUCUCUCACGCCGCCGGCGCCGGGCGCUUUGCGGCAGUGUGGCUGGAAUGGCGUCUCACUUCAGCGGGGUGCUGCAGCUGGCCGACCUGGAUGAUUAUAUCGGGCCCUCGCAGGAUUGUGUAAAGCCAAUAAAAGUUGAAAAGAAACCUGGAAAAACAGCAGCUAAGAUCCGAAUUGAAGAUGAUGGGAGCUAUUUUCAAAUCAAUCAGGAUGGAGGAGCACAAAAGCUUGAAAAGGCUAAAAUUACCCUGAAUGAUUGUUUAGCUUGCAGUGGCUGCAUCACAUCCGCAGAAAGUGUGUUAAUCACUCAGCAGAGCCACGAAGAGCUCUACAAAGUGUUAAGUUCCAAUAAGACUGCAGCUCCUAAUCAACAGAAGCUAGUUAUAGUUUCCGUUUCACCACAAUCCAGAGCAUCACUAGCUGCAAGAUUUAAGAUGACGCUUCUAGAAACAGCCAAGAAAUUGACAGCAUUCUUAAAAAAUUUAGGUGUGCACUAUGUGUUUGAUACAACUUUCUCAAGAAACUUCAGCUUGCUGGAGAGCCAACGAGAGUUUGUACGACGCUUUCGAAGGCAAACUGAAGAUAAAAAGGCUUUACCCAUGCUAGCCUCUGCCUGUCCAGGUUGGAUCUGCUAUGCGGAGAAAACUCAUGGAAGUUUUGUUAUUCCUUACAUUAGUACCACUAAGUCCCCACAGCAGGUCAUGGGCUCCUUGAUCAAGGAUCACUUUGCAAAACAGCAGCAUUUUUCACCUGACCAGACCUACCACGUGACAGUAAUGCCCUGUUAUGACAAAAAACUAGAAGCUUCAAGACCAGACUUUUUCAGCCAAGAGUACCAAACUCGUGAGGUUGACUGUGUAAUUACUACGGGAGAAGUUCUACAAUUGUUGGAACAAAAGGGAGUGUCUCUGUCAGAUGUGGACUCUGCUCCUUUGGAUAUCAUGUUUAGCAGCGUUUUAGAAGAGGAGCUCCUUGGCCAUUCUGGUAAUGGUUCUGGUGGCUAUUUGGAGCACAUAUACAAGUAUGCAGCAAAAGAACUGUUUGGGAUUCAAGUGGAUGAAAUUCAAUACAAACCUUUAAAAAACAAAGAUUUCCAGGAAGUGACACUGGAAAAGGAUGGCAGAGUCCUGCUGCAGUUUGCCUUGGCUUAUGGAUUUCGAAACAUACAGAAUUUAGUGCAAAAACUGAAACGAGGAAAAUCACCUUAUCACUUUGUUGAAGUCAUGGCUUGUCCAUCAGGCUGUUUAAAUGGAGGUGGUCAGAUCAGAGCAGAAGGUGAAUCCAGCAAGGAUUUGCUUCAGCAAGUUGAGAAGUUGUAUGAAUCUGUUAAGACGGAAAUUCCAGAGAGGAACCUCGCUGUAAAAGAACUGUAUGAACAGUGGCUGGGUGGUACAGACUCAGAAAAAGCUGCAAAAAUAUUGCACACAGAGUACCAUGCAGUGGAGAAAAUGAACUCUGGAUUUAAUAUCAAAUGGUGAAGAUGUAUGAUGCACUUGUAUUUCUACAGGGACUGUAAAUCUGUGAGACCAAGAGGUAUGCUUACUCAGUGCCCUUUUAAGUUGUCUGUCAUUUUUAAGGUCCUCAAAAGCCAACAUGUGCACUGAAAUUCUAGGAUACCGUGACUGGAAGGACACAAUUUAUAUAUAGAAAAUGUCUUGCAGCUAGAAGAUAAUGUGUAUACACCCUGGUACUGCUGAUUAGUUCCUACAGCUUCUAAGGCUAUUUAAAUAAAAACAAAUGCUGACUUUA